AUGGUGGUCUUUGGGGGCUCGAAUGGCAUGAGGCGCCACAACGACGUCUUUGAGUUUCACAUGGCGCCCAAGAUUCCGCCCUGCUCGCUGAGCGCCGACCUCGAGGCGAUCUUCGAAAGCACCCAGCGUGAGGAGGCGAUGCAGCGGUCCUGUGACCUGUUCUUGGCGGCUGGUGACAGCGACUGGAUCCACGGCGUGUACUGCCACCAGCACGUCAUCCUCGUCCGGUGCCCCCCGCUCUUCCGGCUGGUGCAGGAGCGGGGCAACGGCAUGCCAAUAGUGGAGGGCUUCAUGGCGGAGCCCCGAGGCGGUAUGGAGGAAGAGCUGGACACGCUCUUGCGGGUCGUGAAUGAUGCGGAGAGCGGUGGCAAGAAGGCCUCGCGACGGUCCUACCUGGUGAUAUGA
This is a messenger RNA of Symbiodinium natans, 405 nucleotides long. The record is from the annotation of a GenBank genome assembly. NCBI's taxonomy places the organism in Eukaryota, Dinophyceae, Suessiales, Symbiodiniaceae.